AUGACAACUCCUGCCGUUGCAGAGGUUUACGGCGACAUGCUUGGCUUCCCAUCCCGUCUUCUCAUGUCCGAUGACACUCCCAACCAAGAUCCGAAAGUCAACCCAUCGACUAAAACUGCUAUUGAGCUUUGGGGUCUUUACUCGUACAACUUGCGCAAAGCAACGUACAAAGGGACAUAUAAGCUUACAGGAAGAGAAAACAAGCGCAACUUUAUCAUCGGCCGUAGUAGCCUUACCGGCAUGCACAGAUUUGCUAGCCUCUGGAAUAAUGACAACGGCAGUCCUUGGGGUUUCUGGAGAAUAUCGGUUGCGCAGGUCAUUGUUCUGGGGUACAGUGGCAUAACAAUCGCAGGAUACACUGGAGCAUUUUUGAUGCCCUGGUACCGAAAUAUUACUUACAUUCAGCAUUUCGGCGGCAAGAGCUUCCAGUACACAUACGCUUUUCAGAAUUACCCGCAAGCUCUCGAGGGGUCCUGCCAAGAUGUGUACAACCUCUACAUAUCAGUCGAGCCGAUCUGCCGCUACUACGUCCAGCUCCAACAUUCGCUCAUGCAGGUACUUUAUGACACGAUAUUUGGGAACCUCAUUAACGGUUUGCCCAUUGCCCGCACCAUGCUGGUUACUGAUCUGGAAGACACAUCGCUAUUCAAUGCAAAUGACAAUUUCAUCUACAAUCAAUAUCUUCUUAGUCACAACAUUUUGGUUUGCCCCGUCCUCAAUCCGGGCGUAAACUACAGGCCAAUUUAUCUACCCGGUUCUGAUCAGUGGUACCCAUUAAACCUCCGCAUCGACGUGCAGAAUCAGGUGAAGAACCCGCAACGAAUAAAGUAUGCUGCUGAUUUGGAGCAAUCCCAUUACUCUAUGUACUUGGAUGACGGCGUCUUCCGGGACAGUGCACCGGCCUGUCUACCUCAAUACAGGUAUCCUCAUGCUGCCACCUCUGCUACGUGUGAGGCCAAGAGCUAUUUCCGCGAAGUCAAGAUUCAUCAGGAGUAUAACGGCGCAUUGCGCAUUAUCAAGCUCUCUCAUCCUUGGAACCAAUUCAACGCGUGUCCUCUUAUUGGCGACACGUAUCAACUCGCCAUCUGGACUGAAAAGUGCACAGCACCAAGCGCUUCCGAUGCCGUCAGUGUCUCGUUUCAGGACCAAGACGGAAAUUCCAUCACUAAUCCAGGUUUGACGUUCGAGUAUACCCCAAGCCGAGGUGUUUUGACGGUUUAUGUGCCGGUAGCUCUGGUACCCAAUCUUCAGAACCAGCUACCUGGAUUGGUUUUCCCCGAGGACCACUUCGUCUCUAUCCGAGUUUCUGGGCUUCCUUGA
Messenger RNA from Colletotrichum paranaense, 1320 nucleotides. RefSeq lists its product as uncharacterized. The record is from RefSeq and is a predicted model, not a curated record. The coding region runs from base 1 to 1320 and encodes 439 amino acids. Gene Ontology annotation, biological process: carbohydrate metabolic process; N-glycan processing. Gene Ontology annotation, molecular function: alpha-glucosidase activity. The transcript is spliced from 7 exons. NCBI's taxonomy places the organism in Eukaryota, Fungi, Ascomycota, Sordariomycetes, Glomerellales, Glomerellaceae. Gene Ontology annotation, cellular component: glucosidase II complex.